AAAUCCAUCGUAUAUGCAGAUACCAAAGAUGCCAGAGAAGCUUCAUCCAUGGGAUUAUGCUGCAGUUGCAGGGUAUUUUGCACUGGUGUUAGGAGUGGGCAUAUGGGCCAGUCUUCGACGUGGUAAGGACAGUGCAGAGGACUACUUCCUGGCCGGAAAACAUAUGACGUGGAUUCCGAUAGGUGCUUCUUUGUUCGCAAGCAAUGUUGGUGCUCCGAUGUUUAUAGGCUUAGCUGGUGCCGGGGCUGCAUCCGGCUACUCUGUUGUGCUUUACGAAUGGAGUGCAACGUUCCUGCUGCUGGCUCUUGGUUGGUUUUUCGUUCCCAUUUUUGUGGCCAGUGGGGCCUACACAAUGCCGGAAUAUCUGAUGAAGCGAUUCGGCGGGGUUCGUCUCAGGAUCUGUCUCUCAGUCCUGGGACUGUUUCUGUACAUCUUGACAAGGAUAUCAAUUGAAAUCUACUGCGGAGCUCUAUUCAUGCAGUUACUUCUUGGCUGGAAUCUCUAUUUAUGCAUCACCGGCAUUUUGCUCAUUACAGCUCUCUAUACAGUCAUCGGCGGUCUCGUUGCAGUAAUGUACACGGACACAUUACAGACAGGAAUAAUCUUAAUAGGAGCAUGUAUUCUCACUUACAGAGGCUUUCAAGAAAUCAACGGUUUCCAGGGCUUAGAAAGGGACUUUGUGAAAGCUGCCUCCAACCAAACUAUGGUUAACGUAUCGCACUACAGCUGUGGUCUUCCCCCUAAGGACUCUUUGCACAUUUGGAGAGAUCCAGUGCAUGGGGACAUUCCGUGGCCUGGUGUUCCUUUUGGCCUUGUUUCGAUAGGCUUGUGGGUGUGGUGCACUGAUCAGCUGAUGGUGCAGCGAACGCUUUCAGCUAAGAACAUCAGUCAUGCUAAAGGUGGAACCUUGUUAGCCGGUGCACUGAAGAUAUUGCCCUUCUUCCUCUGGAUCAUUCCAGGGAUGAUGAGUCGGAUCCUCUACCCAGAUGAAAUUGCAUGUUCUUCUCCUGAGCGAUGUGACGAAGUAUGCCAGAACAAAGCUGGGUGUACCAACAUCGCCUACCCCGUCCUAGUGUUGAGGCUGUUACCUCAAGGUCUUCGAGGUCUGAUGCUAGCUGCUCUGCUUGCUGCUCUAAUGAGUUCCCUGACAUCCAUCUUCAACAGUGCCAGCACCAUGUUCACCAUGGACAUCUGGCCGCGAAUCAGAAGGAGACCGUCAGAAAACGAACUUAUGAUAGUUGGACGAGUAGCAGUGGUCGCCUGUACUGCAAUAGGCAUUCUGUGGUUACCAAUCUUGCAGCAAGCCCAAGGUGGACAACUGUGGGGGUACUUGCAGUCAGUAAGCGCCUAUACUGCCCCUCCUUGGACGAUGAUGUUUAUGUUUGCCCUUCUGUGGAAACGCACAACUGAACAGGGAGCCUUCUGGGGUUUGAUCGCAGGACUGGUUGUUGGGAUAAUCCGACUGGUGGUUGACUUCACACACCCAGCCCCUUACUGUGGCAGCGGAGAGGAAGACACUCGACCUGCAGUGUUGAAGCAUGUGCAUUUCCUCUACUUCGCCAUGAUCUCAGCUGUUGUCACCUCUGUUGUCAUCGCCGUUGUCAGUCUCUGGACAAAGCCCAGAUCAGAAGCUCAGCUUGGUCGCACCACAUGGUGGACACGUCACCGUGCUGAUCCUGAAAUGGAACCAGAGGAAGACACAGAGGAGGAAUACGAUGAAGACAAGAAAGAUGAAGAGGACCCGUCUGACCUGAAGAUGACAAUCGCCGCUGAGGCAGGAGACGUUGACGUUGACGUCCAGAUACAUUCCCUCACCAGAGGUAAAGGGAGAUGUUCGACAAUAUGCAAAAACAUCGCAAUGUGGGUGUGUGGGGUGACACAGAGGAAGACCCUUGCACUUUCCAAACAAGAACGGACCGCCCUACAGAAGCAGUUCACCAGUUUGGAAGAAAAUGAAACAACAAGAACAGCGUUGAAUGCUUGCGCCAUAGGACUGUCAUUCAUAACCGUCUUUCUUUUGGGAUAUUACAGUUAACAGACAGAGACGCUAUGUUUUGGACAACUUUAUUUUUUCAUUUAUUUACUGAGCCAAAAACGUCAUCUGACUCGUAGAAAUUUCCUCGUCGGUGGAUGUAGCACCAAGUUAAUUCAGAGUGGCAUGUUUGCCUUGACGUACUGACAUAUUAUAAUCAAGUAUUUUAUAAAAUCACUGUUUUUGAAUACCGUUACAAAUUAUCUAUGUUGUGUCCGUUAUCAUUAUCAAUGGUUAUUACAUUCCUUUUGAAGGUUAUUAUUGUACAUCACUGAUUGAUAUCUAACGGACAUCGCCUAUCUUUCAGAACAUUAGAUCUAUUACGUGCCCAUUCUUUACGAUAGUGGUCAUUACUUUUCACGCAUUAUUUAAUGGUUGUUUAAUACAUUUAGAAACAUUACUAUUAUCACUUGCAAAUUUAAUUGCAUCAAAGAUAACAUUAUUAGUACGUAUUACUACUGAUGUGUUAUUAUGGUUAUUACGAAUGUCUGUUUUGCGAAUCACGAAUUCCCAUGUUUAUUUAACACCUUUAUGAACAUUUACAGUGAGUCUUACUUUCAAUAUUACGCAACUCCCCCAAAGCGUUUAUUACGUCAUUUGGAACACACGCACAACAUCACUGUUUGUGUUGACAAUAGUGAGAUAGUCGAAGAAAUUAGGGAGGACAUCAUGAGCUUCAGUACCCGGAGACAAAUGCAAGUAUCGUGUGCAGAAUACCUCUUCAAAUAACCGUGUAAACAGGGGCUUUAUGAAAUGUAUGAUAUUAUGUCUCUUUAAAUAAGCCCCAGAUGUGAUAUUGUUUUCAACUAGAAAGGACCUGUGACAUCUGUGCCUUUGUCUACGGUUUGUUUCAGUGUUGAAAACGUUUGUUGCAGAUUCAGAUUUUCAUAGAUGUGCAUUGUGUCAUAUUUCGGUUACUUGUCUUCCGCAACGCCUAGCUGAAUCAACCUAUUGAAAUGCUCCUUGAUAUUCUGUCUUAACUGCCACAGGUGCUGUGCCAAACCAUGACCUCCCCCCAAAAUGGAUUUUUACUCAGAUAGAUAGAUAGAUAGAUAGAUAGAUAGAUUUUGACCAGACGUUAGCUGUCACAGUGUGUUUAUAUUGUGAAUAAGG
Molecule: messenger RNA, 3145 nt
Organism: Haliotis rubra (blacklip abalone)
Lineage: Eukaryota; Metazoa; Mollusca; Gastropoda; Lepetellida; Haliotidae
Product: sodium/glucose cotransporter 4-like
Exons: 14
Coding region: 14-2035 (673 amino acids)
Biological process (GO): transmembrane transport
Cellular component (GO): plasma membrane
Molecular function (GO): D-glucose:sodium symporter activity
Source: RefSeq, a predicted model, not a curated record